AUGGGUACCUGGACUGACCUGGACUGUUGCGCCACUGAGGCUGGAGAUAAUACAGACCAAGGGGCAUGCCGCAGAACGGUUCCUUCACUGACUGGCCUUGCGGAUGCGGAGGAGCCCAUGCGCACCUUCGAUUGCGAUGUGGACGUCGUGGACGGGGAGCCAAUGAAGGAGAAUCCGGACGCGCUCGGAGGAGACCUGCGCGGGGCGCAAUUUGUCACAGAAUCUCUCAUAGUCCGACGGGAGCCGCGAGGAUUUCAUAGCCGACUGGAGCAAAGUGCACAUUUGGCCCUUGACGACGAGAUCGCGCGUGCAGUCCCGUUGCCGACCACGUUGCGUGCGUUUGGGUAUCUUUGGCGACUACGUCCGAACAAGAUGAGCCAGGACGAGCUAUUGAAGCUAUGGCAGUAUUCCAAGAAAGCAAACUCAUUCGAUGCUUUUGUGUCUCACACCUGGUGGACACCGGGAUAUCAGAAGUUUAUUUCUUUGUUACUCCGCUCCUACUGGCACUAUGCCGUAGUUGCUAUGAUUGCGACGAGUGUGGUGAUCAUGAUCAUGUACAGGCUGGACAUCUUGCCCAUGCCUUUGAGAUUUGCAUCACCGUUCAGACUGUUCCCCAAAACCGUUCCCUGUGGGCCGUGGGCGACACUGUUCGCAUUCAUAAUCUCACUCUUUGCCCUGCUUUGUGCUCCUUUCCUGCCCUGCCAGAGCUUCGAUAUUUUCUUCGAUGCUGCAUGCAUUCACCAAACGGAUCCGGUGAUGCGCGAACGAGGCAUAUAUGGCAUCGGCGGCUACCUGACCGUAUCCAAAGAGCUACGCAUUUUGUGGUCGGUGCCUUACUUGACUAGAUUGUGGUGCAUAUUCGAGCUCGCUGGAUACCGAAGGGCCAAUCCGAAAGGCAAGAUCGUUUUCCAGCCUCUGAAGGUCGAACGUGACUUCUGCGUUCUUUGGGCCUGCGUUUACUUGUUCUCCUGCGUGUUCCAUAUCAUGAACACCGGCUCCGCUUUGAGGGGCUUGUUCGUCAUCUCCGCCCUCCUAGCUGUUUCUGCCCUGAUUCCAAGCGUCCACGCAAUUCGGAAAGGCUUCCAAGAGCAAGAGCACAGCCUUCAGGGCAUGGCAAACUUUGACCUUGAGCUCGUUUCGUGUUCCAGUGAUUUCGACAAGCAGUUUAUUCUCGGGGCGGUGAGCCAGUGGUAUGGCAGCGCCGAUGCAUUCACACAGUAUGUUCGCGGGCCUUUGCGGGAUGAGCUGGUACAAGUGGUCGCCGAGAUGCAGGCUCCCGUGUCGUACUGCUUACUGUCAUGCUCACCGCUGGCGGGAAUUUAUGCGGACGUUCUGGGGGCGCUGUGGCUCGGAGGAGCCCCCAGUCAAGUAAUGUUGGCCUACCUGAUGGGAGAGAUGCUGUCGACCUUGUUGUUAGUCAUGGCUCAAUUCAAGAUCUUGUUCAUCCUCGCGAAGUACUAUACUCAGCCCCGGUUUGGAAGUCGCACCAUGGACUACGUGCAGACUUGUGGUGUGUCGCUUGUCUUCCUCAUGCCCGUUGCUGUCUCGUGGCCCAAAAAUCAAGCUUUCUAUGCUUUUGGCGUUCCCGGUGCUGCGGCGGUCCUCGUCGUCUCAGUCGUGCUCUUCAUUGCCAUUUUCUUUCGCGACUUCAAGCGGUUAUGGAGUUGUUUCAGGGCGUGGCCUUGA
Messenger RNA from Symbiodinium sp. CCMP2456, 1686 nucleotides. Lineage: Eukaryota; Dinophyceae; Suessiales; Symbiodiniaceae. The record is from the annotation of a GenBank genome assembly.